AGGCCUUCAUUCAAGACGAAAACCAUAUAUAUAUAUAAAUCACACACACAUAUAUAGAUGUUAUCGUUAAUGUCCCCAUACGCCUUCUUUGGACGUGGACACCACUUUCCAAUCACCGUGCGAGUAGUCAGCGGGUCGCACAUUAACAACACUAACGCGCUAUUAAAGCGCGUCCAGAAUCGUUGUUCAACGCGCUAUAGACAAGUUUGCCCUAAUCGCCUGCGAAACUCGAUCUCUCUCUCCUCUCUCUGUAACUUUCGAUCUUCUAAUUCGAGUCGGAUUCGGUUUGUCGACGAUCGGUUGAUUUUCAGAUCCUCGUUUGAGUAGAUUUUCAGAUCCUCGUUUGAGUAGAUUUUCAGUUCUUCUUCGUUAUCUGCCAAAGAAGGUUUAGAUUUGUUGAGAAAUGGAACCUAUGGACAUCGUCGGGAAGGCGAAAGAGGAUGCUUCGCUUCCAAAAGCUACUAUGACUAAGAUAAUCAAGGAGAUGUUGCCUCCAGAUGUUCGUGUUGCAAGAGAUGCUCAAGAUCUUUUAAUCGAGUGUUGUGUAGAGUUUAUAAACCUUAUUUCAUCGGAAUCGAAUGAAGUUUGUAACAGAGAAGAGAAGAGAACAAUUGCACCAGAGCAUGUACUCAAGGCUUUAGAGGUUCUUGGUUUUGGGGAAUACAUUGAAGAGGUCUACGCUGCAUACGAACAACACAAACUUGAGACUAUGGACACCAUAAGGGGUGGGAAGUUGAGCAAUGUAGCUGAAAUGACCGAGGAAGAAGCAUUGGCUGAGCAGCAGAGGAUGUUUGCAGAGGCACGUGCAAGAAUGAAUGGUACAGCCACGGUCCCCAAACAGUCGGACCCCGAACCGCGUUUGGAUAGUUAAAUUCAAGACCUUUACUCUCUAGUCUUUUGAACCGUAUGCAAGCAUUCUCUACUUCUGUGCUGCUUCCUCUUAUUUCUGUACAAAAGCCCUUGCUAGUUACAUGACAUUUCUAGAUUUGGAUUUUUUUAUACUGAAGUUUCUAGAUUUGGAUUUAGUUUGUACUCUUUGAAUCAUGUCUAUAUGUUUUACUGUAAUUAGUGAGAGUUUGUCCAAA
This is a messenger RNA of Cornus florida, 1085 nucleotides long. RefSeq names its product protein Dr1 homolog. The record is from RefSeq and is a predicted model, not a curated record. Gene Ontology annotation, molecular function: protein heterodimerization activity. The coding region runs from base 404 to 871 and encodes 155 amino acids. The transcript has 6 exons. NCBI's taxonomy places the organism in Eukaryota, Viridiplantae, Streptophyta, Magnoliopsida, Cornales, Cornaceae.